UAUUAUAGAUUACUAUUCACUGUGUAAUAUUAUUAUGUACCUACAUAAAUAAUACUUAAUAGGUGAUCGACAGAAAAAUGUACGAUACCUAGUUUAUUAAUUAUCUAGUAUUUUUUUAUUUAUUUGCAUUUCCUCGAAGAGCACUUUACACUCUUUUCCUGUAUAUUGCACUGUAACUAACGUGUGAAACGCAAAAUAUGCCAACAAACGAGUUCGCCGUCGUUCACUCCACUCGCGAAUAUUAUGUACCACCUUAUGAUUAUUAAUAGUUUGCUCGACUGCAGUCGUUAACAACAAACACGGUAAACCUUGGAAAUUUGCUCCACAUUUGCUGACUGUCUCUUCAUUGUCGAGUAAUGCCACUUGCCGGUCUCGGGGAUACGGUCGAUCCUUGGAAACGAGUAUCGUUACAGUCGGAAUCGGAGAAUUCAGUGAAUACUAACAAUAUGGUUGUUGGUACUUCAAAAUCGAAACCGAUACCAUUCGGACAUCCUAACUCCUCAGGAAUUUGCAAUAACUUAUCGAGAGGAGCUAAAGAUGAUGAAAUUGUAGAUGAAGCCAAUGAAGACCAAGACGAUGACAACAAUGUCGAUUCCGAUGACAAUAAUGGUCACGAAAUUGAACUGAAAGAACUCAUAAAAGAAGGUCAUGAUAGAGCGGAUCGUUCUCAGUUUGAGUUGCUUAAAGUUCUAGGGCAGGGGUCAUUCGGCAAAGUGUUCUUAGUAAGGAAAAUUGUUGGUCCGGACAAUGGAACACUUUAUGCAAUGAAAGUAUUAAAAAAAGCAACUCUUAAAGUUAGAGACAGAAUUAGAACAAAAAUGGAACGUAACAUUUUAGUUGAUGUACGGCAUCCGUUCAUAGUGCGUUUACACUAUGCAUUUCAGACUGAAGGUAAACUAUACCUCAUAUUGGACUUUUUACGUGGGGGAGAUCUAUUUACCAGGCUCUCCAAAGAGGUAAUGUUUACCGAAGAAGACGUUAAAUUCUACUUAGCCGAGCUAGCUUUAGCUCUUGAUCACAUUCACAGUCUUGGCAUUAUCUACAGAGAUUUAAAACCAGAAAAUAUUUUGUUGGACGCGGACGGACACAUAUCCUUAACAGAUUUUGGCCUUAGUAAAUUGCCUUUGGAUGAUCAAAAAGCAUACUCGUUUUGUGGAACUGUCGAAUACAUGGCUCCGGAAGUAGUUAAUCGCAAAGGACAUUCUUUUGUUGCGGAUUGGUGGUCUUUUGGUGUUUUGAUGUAUGAAAUGUUAACCGGGUCUUUGCCGUUCCAAGGAUCUAAUCGAAAGGAGACCAUGGCUCAGAUAUUACGUGCCAAACUUGGGAUGCCUCAAUUUCUUUCCAAUGAUGCUCAGUCGUUGUUACGCGUUCUUUUCAAAAGAAACCCGAGCAACCGUUUAGGAGCAUCCGGCAUACAAGAGCUAAAGGAUCACUUGUUUUUUGCAUCUAUAAACUGGGAAAAACUCUAUCGUAAAGAAAUACAUCCUCCGUUUAAACCAGCCGUCAGUAGAGCAGAUGAUGCGUUUUAUUUCGAUAGUGAAUUUACAUCCAAAACUCCAAAAGACUCUCCAUGUGUUCCGCCAAGUGCCAACGCUCACGAGUUGUUUCGAGGUUUUAGUUUUGUCGCACCGUGUUUGAUGGGAGAAGACGAUGAAGAAAAUGUUGGUGUUCAACAAGUAAUGAACAUACCUGCUAAAUUGACUGAGCCUUAUUCAAAGUUACCAUAUAAUAAGAGAAACGCAGCCGACGAAUAUGAGAUAAAACACGAAAUUGGCCGUGGUAGUUACUCUUUGUGUAGAGUAUGUGUUCAUAAAACCAGUCGUAUUGAGUAUGCCGUCAAGAUAAUUGAUAAAUCGAAAAAAGACUGCCAAGAAGAAGUCGAAAUUCUUCUCCGCUACGGACAUCACAACAAUAUAGUUACUUUAAGAGACGUUUACGAAGAUGAAAAGGCUGUUUACUUAGUGAUGGAGUACAUGAGAGGCGGCGAGCUUCUCGACAGACUUCAUAAGCUGAAAUACUUUUCCGAAAGAGAAGCUAGUGCCAUAAUGCAAGUUGUUACCUCUACGAUAUGUUACUUACAUAAGAACGGAGUUGUCCAUAGAGAUCUUAAACCAUCGAAUAUACUAUAUGCGACUGACAGCGCUUCGCCAGACGCUUUGCGAAUAUGUGAUUUCGGUUUCGCCAAGCAGUUGCGUGCAGAAAAUGGCCUUCUAAUGACUCCUUGCUACACUGCUAACUUUGUCGCACCAGAAGUCUUAAAACGUCAAGGUUACGACGCUGCUUGCGAUAUCUGGUCGUUGGGCGUGUUGCUGUACACACUUUUAGCAGGACAAACGCCAUUCGCCAGCGGUCCUGACGAUACUCCUACGGAAAUAUUGCAUCGUAUCGGCAAUAGUAAUUUAGAUUUAAAAUCGGGUAACUGGACGGUGAUAUCUUCUGAAGCGAAGGAUUUGGUGAAAAAAUUACUGCAUAUAGAUCCUCGUCAAAGACCAACCGCUUGUCAGAUACUGUCCAGUCCGUGGAUCAUGAAUAGAGAUAAGUUGCCUACGUAUCAGAUACAAUUGCAAGAGUCUUACAAGAUAAAAGGAGCAAUGGAAGCAACAUACAGAGCCGUCAGUCAGUCGCCGCCGACACCUAAUUUAGGGCCAGUAGUUUUGAGUCAACUGGCACAAAGAAGGCAUAAGUCGCGUCCUAAAUAAUUAACUAAUAAAAUACAAUAAUUGUAAAACAUAUAAUUAUAUGAUUAUAUUCCUUUUUAUUCUCUUUCCAUUACUAUGUUUAUCUUUUGUGUAGGUUUCAAUUUCGUUUUUUUUAAAUUAGAAAAUUACUGUAUUUAAAAUUACAAUACGUAUAAAACGUUUUUUCUCUUUUUUCCAAUUGUUCUAUCGGUCCUUACUUUAUUAAAUUUAAAUAUAAAUAUACUUGUUUUUGUGCAGCGAAAAACUGCCCGCAAACAUCAUUGACAAUAUAACUAUAAUGGACUUAAAAUAUAAUAUUAUAGAACUAUACAAGCAGUAUCGCACAUUCCUUAAAUAAUUGUUACAUUACAUUUUAUAUUUGCAUAUAUAAAAUCAUUGUAUUUAUAUAACUUCAUUUGUAAUUAUAUAAAAAUAUAAAGUUGUGUUGAAGUGUUAA
Adelges cooleyi (spruce gall adelgid) is the source of this 3135-nucleotide messenger RNA. RefSeq names its product ribosomal protein S6 kinase 2 beta (gene S6kII). The coding region runs from base 357 to 2699 and encodes 780 amino acids. The record is from RefSeq and is a predicted model, not a curated record. Gene Ontology annotation, biological process: intracellular signal transduction; protein phosphorylation. NCBI's taxonomy places the organism in Eukaryota, Metazoa, Arthropoda, Insecta, Hemiptera, Adelgidae. Gene Ontology annotation, molecular function: ribosomal protein S6 kinase activity; ATP binding; magnesium ion binding. The transcript has 15 exons.